Messenger RNA from Xenia sp. Carnegie-2017, 3211 nucleotides. Its product is annotated as transcription factor SOX-30-like. The transcript has a single exon. The coding region runs from base 169 to 1293 and encodes 374 amino acids. The record is from RefSeq and is a predicted model, not a curated record. Lineage: Eukaryota; Metazoa; Cnidaria; Anthozoa; Malacalcyonacea; Xeniidae. Gene Ontology annotation, molecular function: RNA polymerase II cis-regulatory region sequence-specific DNA binding; DNA-binding transcription factor activity, RNA polymerase II-specific. Gene Ontology annotation, biological process: anatomical structure morphogenesis; regulation of DNA-templated transcription; cell differentiation.
UGGCAGUGAAAUAAAAGGAAAUACUCAUUAGUUAUACAAAGUAUCGGUUGACACAAUCCCUCAAGGCGUGUGUUAUAUAGAGCACGUGAUCCCUAAAACAAUAGUGACAAUAGCUUUUACUUCGACGAGAACAAUAGUUGUCGCUUUGUUAGGAGAAGAGAGCGGACCAUGGCAGCGGAAUGCGAUGUAAAGCCAGACAUUUCUUCUUUGGAAAACGUUCAUGACAACGUCGGGAAGGCGAUAAAACCGCUUUCGAUAACCGAUGGCGAGAAACAAACGUGGCCAGCCACUUCGAAAGAAGUAGAUGUUUUGAGUCGAACAGACCUAGCCAAACAUGGCAAUGGCGCUCUGCCACAUGUAAACGUUGGAAGCGAGGGCGGAAAGCAGUUGAACGGAAGAGAAGGACGAAACGAGAAUGACACUCCGACUAAAUGGCCAGCAACUUUUGACAUGGACGCGAUCGCUCGAGCAGAGCUGGCAAAAAAUAACGAUGGAAGACACGAAGAUAUUGCGAAGCAGUUUGCCAUGGACAACGCGAAGGAAGGCCACAUUAAGAGACCUAUGAAUAGUUUCAUGAUAUGGGCACAAUCUAUGCGUCGACAACUUGCUGAGCAGUACCCUCAUGUUCACAAUGCCGAAUUGAGCAAAAUGCUUGGCAAACUAUGGCGAAUGCUACCCGCCGAAAAGAAGCAACCUUACGUCGAAGAAGCGGCUAAACUAGACAAGCAACAUAAGAAAGACAACCCGGGUUAUAAAUACAAGCCGAAAAGACGGCAAAGAGGAAUGAAACGACCGUAUGGGCAGUAUAGUAAUAUGGUGGGCGGUGGAUUGCCGAGUCCGUGGCAAGAACAACAAUUCUCUAAUGUCACAGUACUAAAACACACUAAUCAAGCAACGUCGACUAUAAUUACACAAGUCCCUGGUUCGGGAAAGAAUAACAUAAACACUCCUUAUGUUUUUGUCCAAGGUGGCAGCGUUAUCAUUAGACCAGAAGCAACGAGUGCAUUGCAGCCAACGUCUGCAACAAAUGGAAUAACGACGACGACGGGCUAUCAGAGUGACAUCGUACGAGUGAUAACUCAACCAACUCAAGCAAUGGCGAGCAUGAACGUUGCUCAAGCAAACGGCCAUGCGAACAUCAAGGUGGAGCCAUGCGAUUCGCCUAAAAAAUCGCCCACGUACAAUUUGCAUGUUCAAACAUCCGUUAUCAAAAGCAACGAGUCUAACAACAACAACGAAAGAAUUUCACGGAUAGUGGAGACCUCCACGGGUAGAAUAGGAGUACAACAGUAAACAUGCGUUGUUGAUUUCGGGUCUAACUAACGAGGUAUUCCAGAUAUGCGAUCUGUUUCAACAUAGUUUUGUUAUCUACGGUUCUCGGGAAUUUACACUACGUUACAAACGUCUGCGGUUGAUCCUGUUAUGUGCGUGUCCAUCACUAAUUUUUUUAUUGUAAGUAUUUCGUUUUUUUUAUUGGUUAAAAAAUGGCGACGACCGAUAUGUGUAUAUCGUAAAUAUUUCUGGGGCUUUUGGACCUUUGUUUGGCAUUCUUUAAUUUCCGCUCUGAUUUAUAAAAGAUAUUUUGUCUGAUACCGUCACCUCGGGGCAAAUACGAGAGAAUUUUGCAGCGUUUUCUUGAAAAAUGAUACAUUCCAAGCGGUAUCUCGAGCAUUUUAACUAUCAAAGCUCGUUGCUUCAGCAUUCUAGCCAUUUAUGUAGUAUUAGUCCGUCUUUACCAGUUUCUUCUGUGACCUUCAACUACAUUCCAAUCGUUUUUUAUCCAAUUAAAGUCAAUAGUUUGUUCUAGACUAUAAAUCCUGUUUAUGCACAGUAUGAAAAUGAUGAGACGGUAUCUUACAUUUUCAUAUUGUCAACAUUAAACAAAGACAAGUACAUUGACAUACAUUGUCAUCAGUUGUACCUAGUGGUUGCACAUGAUAUAAUCCCAAUUGAUUGGUUGUAAGGUCAUGGGAUUGAAGAAGGCAGGUCAUGUAUCAUACAAUUUGAUUAACUGACCAUUUGAAAUCUUCAUAUGCAAACUGGGAAAGGUUUGACUCUAUGGCAUUUCCCCAAUACUUUUAUGUUUCUCGAAAUGAAACAUUUGCCUCGAGGCUUUCUCAUAUUUGAAAACAUGUCACCAUAGCAUCAAUCCCAUUAGCGUUGAACACAUUUAUUUAUUUUUUAAAGCUUUUGACACAAUAAAUGUGCAAACCUUAUUUAUUUAACAAACCUUGCAGAUAGUCUGCAUAUUUGUUUAGCUAGCUCAGAGAAUUGUGAUCUUAAAUAGUAAUAUAUAAUUGCAGAUCAGAUAAAAUCAGUGAUACCAAUGUACUGAUGACGAACUGACAAAAAACAGUGAACUAAACUGUUUCAUUUUAUCAGGCUUAGAGUUACCAAUCUUUCUUUUUGAAACUAUAGCCAUUGCAAUUCUUGUUCAUUGCAAGGUUUUCUGUUGACAAUUUUACAAAUGCAUUGCUUUAUAAACUAUUUACACUUGAUACAAGUUUUUAGUUUGGCUUUGCUAUGUAAUUGCUGUAAGUUUUGACCUCCAUCAAGCCUGUGCAUUAAGCUUGUAGCCAAGUAGUUAGAAAUUUUCUUUGUAAAAUAUUAUUAUGGUGCUGUAUUCACUUUUUGACCAUGUUGUUUCAACAUAUUUGCAUGUUUCACAUUACUUUAAACUAUUUAUGCUAUAUGUACUCUUGUUUAACUUAUCAAACAAUGUUGCUGCUUUGGGAAACUGACAUAAUUACGUUGUAUUGUUUAUUUUUAGUGUUGUAUGUAUAUAUAUACAUAUACAAAGUGUAUAACAAUAUAUAUGUUGAAAAAUAAAAGUUUCUCCGGAUUUUAUAAAUGAUUUUUAUUUUUCAAGCUUAAAAAUAUAUGUAUAUAUAUAUAUUGGUUUUGUUUUUGAUUUUUGUAAUUACUGUGCUCAAUGCAUUAAAGCACAGCAUGAAUAUUGUUAGGAAGAAAGUUCACAAAACUACAAUUUCAUCCCCACAAGCCUGUUUUGUGAUUUCUCCCUCUUAAGAGAUAAUAUAAAAUUAAUACAAAAGCAUGUGUUUAACUACACUUGCCAGAGAGUAAAAUGAAUCCCCCCUGACAAUUAGCUGUUUGUCAGUUUUCCACGUGGCAGCAAUCCUUUUUAUUCUUGUACUUUGAACAAAAUUUUGAUGUAGUGCAUUUGCAUUCAAUAAAAAAAUUUGUUUUUGAA